This is a messenger RNA of Meloidogyne enterolobii, 384 nucleotides long. The record is from the annotation of a GenBank genome assembly. Lineage: Eukaryota; Metazoa; Nematoda; Chromadorea; Rhabditida; Meloidogynidae.
AUGAAUAAAUUUAUUAUAAUUGUUCUUUCCUAUUUGGUUGUUCUGUUGAAUAUCCAAAUCAAAGGUAAAAUGGUUGAGGUUGUAUUAAAAAUAAAAGACGAUUGGGAAGAAAAAAGAGAAUUUAUUUAUUUAAAAAAUAUUCAAAUAAGGGAACGUUUUGUAUUGAUAAUGAAUGUAAAACAAGGAAGUAGAAUAGUUGAUUAUCUUUAUAAGAAUAUUGGAUCGUUGUGUAAAAUUGAAAUAGAUCAUGUUAAUAAAGUUUUUAUUGUUAAACUAUGUCAGGGGCCUAAAUUUAUCUCUCAAUUAAAAAAGAGAAUUUUGAUUGAAAUUGCCAAUAAUGAAAUUGUUAAGAAAUAUUUGAAAAACUUGGAAAAACAGGUUUAA